This is a messenger RNA of Pristis pectinata (smalltooth sawfish), 1560 nucleotides long. RefSeq names its product solute carrier family 22 member 5-like. The record is from RefSeq and is a predicted model, not a curated record. Bases 1 to 1560 code for a protein of 519 amino acids. The transcript is spliced from 9 exons. NCBI's taxonomy places the organism in Eukaryota, Metazoa, Chordata, Chondrichthyes, Rhinopristiformes, Pristidae. Gene Ontology annotation, molecular function: transmembrane transporter activity. Gene Ontology annotation, biological process: transmembrane transport. Gene Ontology annotation, cellular component: membrane.
AUGGAAAAUUAUGAUGAAGCGAUUGCUUUCCUGGGAGAAUGGGGAUAUUACCAGUGGACUAUUUUCUUUUCCCUAAGUGUCAUUGUUAUUCCAAAUGGCUACUUAGCUCUUUCAAUGGUGUUCCUGGCAGAUACCCCUCAGCAUCAUUGUCGUCUGAAUGACUCUUCAAAUGUAUCCUUCCUUGAUCUGAGUUUACAGCUGCCUAUGGAGGAAGUGGAUGGUGAGCAAAUACACAGCAAGUGUACCAGGUACAGAAUUCAGAAGGAAGUUGGUUUCAAUGACACAUCUCUUGGAACAGAGCAUUGUGUGGAUGGCUGGGUAUUCAACACAGACGGAUACACUUCUACAAUUGUCACUCAGUGGGAUCUAGUUUGUGACCAUAACUGGAAAGGACCAUUUACCACAUCAGUAUUUUUCUUUGGAGUGCUGUUUGGCUCAAUAAUCUCUGGACAACUUUCAGACAGGUAUGGGAGAAGAACUGUUCUCUUUGGAGCUAUAGCCAUGCGGUCAAUCUCAAGCCUCCUUCAACUGGCCUCUCAGAGUUGGGAAAUGUUCUGCAUACUGUACUUUUUUGUUGGCCUUGGAGAUAUCUCAAGUUACAUAACCACCUUUGUACUCGGAAUUGAAAUCCUUGGCAAGUCUGAGAGGAUUGCUUACUCGACACUUGGUAUCUGUAUAUUUUAUGCCUUUGGCUACAUUCUUCUGCCAAUCUUUGCAUACUGUAUCCGAGAUUGGAGGAUGCUCCUACUAGCUUUGACUCUGCCAGAAAUCCUUUACAUCCCUCUAUGGUGGUUUAUCCCCGAAUCCCCCAGAUGGCUGCUCACUCAAGGCCGAAAGGAAGAAGCUGAGGCAAUAUUGAAAGCUGCUGCCAGGAAAAAUGGAAUCGUACAUGUUGGAGCAAUAUUUGAUAACACAUAUAGUACUAUGGACCCCACAGAUAGAAAUAAGCAUUCACAGAAUUAUUUGGAUUUGUUUGCCACAUCCAACAUAAGGAAUGUCACGGUCAUCUUGUUAUUGAUGUGGCUGAUCUGCACCAUUGGUUACUAUGGAUUAUCCCUCACUACUCCCAACCUGCAUGGAGACCCCUACAUCAACUGUUUCAUCUCUGCAGCCAGUGAAAUCAUAGUAUAUGUGAUAGUCUGGCAGCUGAUGCGUGGGUCACCUCGACGGAUUGUCACUGCUAUACUGCUAUUAUUCAGUGGCUCCAUGCUGCUUUUCGUUCAGUUGGUUCCUUCAACUGUGCAAUUUGUGAUCACUAUAUUGGUGAUGAUUGGUAAAUCUGGUGUUACCGCAGCCUUCACAAUAAUCUACGUCUACUCGUCUGAAUUGUAUCCAACUGUGGUGAGGAGUAUGGGUGUUGGGGCAUGUUCCACAGUAUCCAGAAUCAGCAGUAUCAUCUCCCCAUAUUUUGGUUACAUGGCUGCACAUAGUGGUAUUUUGGCCUUCAUUGUAAUGGGCAGCUUCAUGAUUAUAGCUGGACUACUAAGCUUAUUGCUACCUGAAACUCAUGACCAACCUCUCCCAGAGACAAUUCAGCAGAUGCAGCCAAUGAACUGGUAA